AGUAGUGGCGUAUCUCCGAGUUGAAGGAACAACGCAUAUCGAGAACAUUCCCACGCUUAUAGUAAUAGUCCCACACUCUGUGCAAGCUGCACAGCUUCUAUAGCUUUCUAGCUGUCUUAAUUGCAAUCACCUUUUUAUCUUACUUCGUUUGCACUUUCACGAAAGACGGUCACGACUUUUAUGCCCCCCAGUUUUACCUUCAAAGUUGCAACGAGACUGUCAAAUUUAUUCGCAAAAAUGUCUCGUCGGUCUCGUUCUCCUUCACCAAUUAUUGGUCCAUCCUCCUCUCGACUUCUCAAGCGACCACGACUAGACUUCACUCCCUUGACACCAGAGGACUAUAAAGAUGGAGUUAUGCUUGCACCUAUGGUCAGAUCUGGCGCAUUGCCGACGAGAUUAUUUGCUCUGAAGCAUGGAGCUACUCUCGUAUGGGGUCCAGAGGUUGUGGACAAAGCUAUUUUGCACGCCGAAAGGGCCGUCGAUCCUGUCACUGGGGUUGUCUCGUACAAUGGAAAAACAAGAGCUAUCUUCAUGACGCACCCCCUCGAAAAACCGUACUUGAUAUAUCAGAUGGGAUCAGCGGAUCCAGAGCUUGCUGUUCAAGCUGCGCGAACAGUCAUGCAAGAUGUUUCAGGAAUCGACCUAAACUGCGGCUGUCCUAAACCUUUUUCGACACAUUCAGGAAUGGGUGCUGCAUUGCUCACGAAUCCUGACCUUCUUUGUGCUAUUCUUUCCGCGCUCCGUGCGGCUCUACCACCAGAAAUCAGUCUCUCUUGCAAAAUCCGGCUGCUGCCUUCACAGGAAGAUACCCUCAAGUUAGUCGAGAGGAUUGUAAACACUGGGAUCAAUGCUCUUACUGUACAUUGUCGAACGCGGAACAUGAGAGCUCGAGAGAAGGCUCUGGUACAACGGUUAGGCGAAGUUGUUAAGUUCGUUCAAGGUUUGGGCAAAGGUGUUGCAAUAAUUGAGAACGGCGAUUGCGUCGGCUGGGAGGACGCCAAACGGAUACGAAAGAUGACAGGUGCCCACUCUGCUAUGAUUGCGACUGCAGCCGAAGCAAACCCCACAUGUUUCGCCCCCGAACCGCUUGUUGACCUCGAAAAGACCUUCUACCCUCCAUAUAUCCGAGUUGCCAGAUACCUUGAUAACCACUGGGCGCUCACGAAAUUCUGCACGACUCAGUUCAAAGGCUUGCAUGUACACAGCAACAAAGCAGAGAUGAAGACUAUCAAGGAGAAGGUCAUUCAUGCCAAGGGUUAUGACGACAUGACCGACUUCAUCUCCCAAUGGAAUGGAGGAGAGGAAUUUGCGGAGAUAGUAAAAGUCCUCGAAGCACGGGUCGGUCGAAGGCCGAAACACCAACUAGAAGACCCAGAUUGGUUGGCUUUGAACGAGAAGCGCAAGGAGAGCGAGGCCGAUGCAAAGGCCAAUCCUCGGCCACAGCUUCCGCUUGCGAUUCUAUCGUCAGACUCGUUAGGGACAGAACCAGAGCUUCUUAAAACACCACCCACAGCCUCAAUAUCGCCGAACCCUGCACUUCUGCGGGCGCCUUUGGCACCCGCGAAUGACAUGCGGAUACCGAUACCUGCAUGUGUAUCCGGAAAGGACGCUGAUACCCCUACCCCUACACCACCGCUCGGGAAGACUACUUCAGAAAUUUCCACUUUACACCUGUGAUUUAGAGUUUGUAUAGACGGACUUGUACAUGUAGACAAAGUGUUUAUUCAUAAUACUCAUAUCCAUAUUCUCAUAUCAGACCAUACAAAGAUACUAGUUGCAUACAUACAUAUCGUUAUCACCUACCCAUCUUGGAAGCUGAGAUGGUUGAAUAUCGUCCAACA
Messenger RNA from Somion occarium, 1841 nucleotides. Lineage: Eukaryota; Fungi; Basidiomycota; Agaricomycetes; Polyporales; Cerrenaceae. The record is from the annotation of a GenBank genome assembly.